Messenger RNA from Aspergillus costaricaensis CBS 115574, 723 nucleotides. RefSeq lists its product as uncharacterized. NCBI's taxonomy places the organism in Eukaryota, Fungi, Ascomycota, Eurotiomycetes, Eurotiales, Aspergillaceae. The transcript is spliced from 9 exons. The record is from RefSeq and is a predicted model, not a curated record. Bases 1 to 723 code for a protein of 240 amino acids.
AUGGAAAGAAAUCUCCAGAACCCUCUCGGCGACAACGUUACUUACAGGGCCAAACAUCCGAGCAGGCUCCGAUGUAGGAAUGCUAGGUUGGGGUAUGGUUGGAAUGGAGACCCGGCAACGAGACCUAACAAAAGCCCGGGCCGGGAGUGGAAAACCGAGUGUGGAUACGGGGGGGAACAGACAACUCCAGUGGGAUCUGACGACUCGAAAGGCGGGUCUCCACUGCAGUCAACCGCUCGAAUGAUCAGCAGUCGUUCGCGAUUGUCGUCGCCAAUCAAAGCCGACAUCGCUGUUCCAUUUGGCAAAUUUUGCCUUCCCCGGUGUGGAAGCAAACCUGAUGCUGUCUGCUGGACAGAAGAACGAACAAGAACAAUCGAAAGGAAAAAGCAAGUUACGUAUGUAGGUGGAACCUUCCAAGUGCUGGCUAAACCCUACGAAGUUUCUACAACAUUGGCGGGGAAUGGCGGCCAGGGUUGUUCUGCGAAUAGUACUCCAAUCAAACCCAUGCUUAGAGCCAUGCCUCGUGCCCCUUGUAGGACUGUGCUCAUGGAGGGGAGGGGCGACGGUACACUCUCCGGCUGGUGGACAGGCAGAAUCCUAUCAUGGAGAUACGGGCGCGCAGCUGAGCGACUCAGCUUCGCAAGACUACUGACCACCUAUGCCAUACGUAUCGGUGACCUCGCGUGCGUGCGCGAUACACAUUCCAAUGCUCCCCAGAUUUAA